AUGAGGAGGGAGAACCUGACCAGUGUGUCCGAAUUCCUCCUCCUAGGGCUCCCCAUCUGGCCAGAACAGCAGGACGUUUUCUUUGUCCUGUUCUUGGGUGUGUACCUGACCACAGUGCUGGGGAACCUGCUCAUCAUCCUGCUCAUCCGGCUGGACUCCUGCCUCCAUACCCCCAUGUACUUCUUCCUCAGCCACCUGGCCCUCACUGAUAUCUCUUUUUCAUCUGUCACUGUCCCUAAGAUGCUGUUGACCAUUCAGACCCAGAACCUAUCCAUCGCCUAUGCAGAGUGCAUAGCACAGAUGUAUUUUUUCAUAUUUUUCACUGAUCUGGACAAUUUUCUUCUCACUUCAAUGGCAUAUGAUCGGUACGUGGCCAUCUGUCAUCCCCUCCACUACACCACUAUCAUGAGAGAGGGGCUGUGCACCUUACUAGUAUCUGUGUCGUGGAUCCUCUCCUGUUUCAGUGCCCUGUCUCACACUAUCCUCCUGGCCCAGCUAUCUUUUUGUGCUGACAAUAGCAUCCCCCAUUUCUUUUGUGAACUUGCUGCCCUACUGAAGCUCUCGUGCUCAGACAUCUCUCUCAAUGAACUGGUUGUUUUCACAGUGGGAGUGGCAGUCAUUACCAUACCACUAAUAUGCAUCUUGAUCUCUUAUGGUUGCAUUGGGGCCACUAUGCUAAAGGUUCCAUCUACCAAGGGGAUCUGCAAAGCCUUGUCCACCUGUGGCUCCCACCUCUCUGUGGUAUCUCUGUAUUAUGGUACAAUUAUCGGACUGUAUUUUUUCCCUUCAUCCAAUACCUCCAGUGACAAGGAUAUAAUUGCCUCUAUAAUGUACACAGUGGUCACCCCAUUGUUGAAUCCCUUCAUUUAUAGCCUAAGGAAUAGGGAAAUAAAGAAGGCUCUGGGGAGACUCUUUAACAGGACAAUAAUCUCAUCUGAAUGA
Carlito syrichta (Philippine tarsier) is the source of this 942-nucleotide messenger RNA. RefSeq names its product olfactory receptor 1J4. The record is from RefSeq and is a predicted model, not a curated record. The coding region runs from base 1 to 942 and encodes 313 amino acids. Gene Ontology annotation, cellular component: membrane. Lineage: Eukaryota; Metazoa; Chordata; Mammalia; Primates; Tarsiidae. The transcript has a single exon. Gene Ontology annotation, biological process: G protein-coupled receptor signaling pathway. Gene Ontology annotation, molecular function: G protein-coupled receptor activity; olfactory receptor activity.